AUGCCUCACGUCGAGCAAACCAUCGCGUUUCUUGAUAUCAUGAAGCUGGUGCCCUUUCCCAUACGUUUGAGCCCGUACACUCGAUACACUUCCGCCGACUCGGACGCUUUUAUAACGGCGUCUGCCAACUUCACCGAGAAGCAGCGGACCAUAGUCUCCACGGAUUUCCUGAACUUUGUAUUCAACCUGGAUGACUGGACCGACGAGUUCGACGCGACGGAGAUGGAGGGUUUACAGGAGGCCGUGAUGAACACGAUGCGCUAUCCAGAAAACUUCCAUUCGGACACCGUCACCGCUCGGAUCACCAGAUCGAUGCUCAAGACGAACGGUCCCAACUGCAAGGAAUGCUCCAUUGACGGAAUGGAGUCAUUCCUCCGGGCUCUUGCCCAGCAAGCUACCGACCGUGAUUUGUCGGUUAUCCCGGAUCUCGAUGCAUAUAUCGCCUUACGCCGUGAGACCAGCGGAUGCAAGUCCGCAUUCACGUUGAUCGAGUAUGCCGCCAACAUCGACCUCCCCAACGAGGUCUUUGAGGAUCCCGUCUUCCAAGACAUGAUGGCGGCGGCAAACGAUAACAUCAGCUGGAGUAACGAUCUCUUCUCGUACAAUCGUGAACAGUCUCGCAAAGAUCCGCACAAUCUCGUCGCCAUCAUGAUGUACACGCAUGAGAUGGGGAAACAGGCGGCCAUUGAGCAUGUUGGUGACAUGUGCAACAAGGCAGUCGAACGCUUCCUCACCAUCAGAGCGAAGCUUCCGUCGUGGGGACCUGAGAUCGACGCACAGGUUAAGACGUACAUCCAGGGUCUGCAAGACUGGAUGAGGGGACGUGCAGAGUGGAGCUUCAUGACCGAAAGAUACUUCGGCAAGGAUGCUCCGGUGAUCAGGAAGGGCUUACAGGUGCAGCUUAUGCCUGUAGUCGGCACAAAUUAG
Messenger RNA from Laetiporus sulphureus 93-53, 927 nucleotides. Its product is annotated as terpenoid synthase. The transcript has 5 exons. NCBI's taxonomy places the organism in Eukaryota, Fungi, Basidiomycota, Agaricomycetes, Polyporales, Laetiporaceae. The coding region runs from base 1 to 927 and encodes 308 amino acids. The record is from RefSeq and is a predicted model, not a curated record.